AUGAUAUCACCCGGACUGGAUCCCAUGGAAAGAGGGGUGUUCAUGGUCACGGGCCGGGGAGAUUCCACGUUCUUAAAUGCUCAGCGCACUGGCAAGACACAGUUCAUGCACGAAACAUCCGUCGGGAGCGCAAGGAUUGGCUGCUACGGAUAUGUCGAUGUCCACGGAGAUACCUACGUAACACACUUUAUCGCCGAUGAAUCUGGAAAUCAUAUAAUCAAUUUAGAACACCCCGAUAAAUCGACACGCGAGCGGGUUGCUUCGAUGAGAAACGGAGAAGAUGGAGCUGUUUCGGAUGUGUUCCCCAAAGACUGCACUUUAGACGGUUCAUAUGGCAAAUUAAAAAGUUUGGCUGAAAAAAUCAAGCAAGAGCUAGACAGUGAAAAAGAACAAAAAGCACAAGAAAUAACGCCCCCAUCAAAUGAGGGCAAAGACUUAUCUGACAGUCCAAAGAAGUCCAGUCCUGGUGGCUCUUCGCGAAGACCAUCAAAAUCAUCAGGCGAUAAUCAAAAGAAACCAACAAAUGUUGAGCCUAAGAAAACCAGUCCUUCAGAAAAAUUUAACAAACCUGUAGAUGCGAAACCAGCAACUGAAAAUGCAAAUGAGAAUCAAUCUUCGAAACCACAAUCGUUCAGAAACAAACAACGGCCCUCAUCGAACAAUGCUGCACCCAAAAUCAAACCAGCUUACGAAGCGAAGGAACCACAAACAACUCCAAAGGAGCUACAACGGGACUUUGGAAAGCCCAAAUCUGAUUCAACGCCUCCUGUGAAGCCAAAUAAAUCAGAAGAUCCUCAAUCAGAUGACCAGGAAGAUGAUGACGACUCGGAACAAACUCCAGCAUUUUCGGCAAAGGCACCAGGUCAGCCGAAAAAGGGAUCGAAGCCAUCGCCCAAGGCAGACAAAGAGAGCGAUGCUUCAAAUGCUCCAGAAGGGUCAAAGCAGAGUCCUAAGAAGUAUGAUAAUGAUUCUGGAAAGCCCAAGUCUAAUUCAAAGUCUCCUGUGAAGCCAAAUGAAUCAGAAGAUCCUCAAUCAGAUGACCAGGAAGAUGAUGACGACUCGGAACAAACUCCAGCAUUUUCGGACAAGGCACCAGGUCAACCGAAGAAGGGAUCGAAGCCUUCGCCCAAGGCAGACAAAGAGAGCGAUGCUUCAAAUGCUCCAGAAGAGCCACAACAGAGUCCUAAGAAGUUUGAAAAGGAUUCUGGAAAGCCCAAGUCUGAUUCAAAGUCUCCUGUGAAGCCAAAUGAAUCAGAAGAUCCUCAAUCAGAUGACCAGGAAGAUGAUGACGACUCGGAACAAACUCCAGCAUUUUCGGAUAAGGCACCAGGUCAACCGAAGAAGGGAUCGAAGCCUUCGCCCAAGGCAGACAAAGAGAGCGAUGCUUCAAAUGCUCCAGAAGAGCCACAACAGAGUCCUAAGAAGUUUGAAAAGGAUUCUGGAAAGCCCAAGUCUGAUUCAAAGUCUCCUGUGAAGCCAAAUGAAUCAGAAGAUCCUCAAUCAGAUGACCAGGAAGAUGAUGACGAUUCUGAACAAACUCCAGCAUUUUCGGACAAGGCACCAGGUCAGCCGAAGAAGGGAUCGAACUCAUCGCCCAAGGCAGACAAAGAGAGCGAUGCUUCAAAUGCUCCAGAAGAGCCACAACAGAGUCCUAAGAAGUUUGAAAAGGAUUCUGGAAAGCCCAAGUCUGAUUCAAAGUCUCCUGUGAAGCCAAAUGAAUCAGAAGAUCCUCAAUCAGAUGACCAGGAAGAUGAUGACGACUCGGAACAAACUCCAGCAUUUUCGGAUAAGGCACCAGGUCAACCGAAAAAGGGAUCGAAGCCUUCGCCCAAGGCAGACAAAGAGAGCGAUGCUUCAAAUGCUCCAGAAGGGUCAAAGCAGAGUCCUAAGAAGUAUGAUAAUGAUUCUGGAAAGCCCAAGUCUAAUUCAAAGUCUCCUGUGAAGCCAAAUGAAUCAGAAGAUCCUCAAUCAGAUGACCAGGAAGAUGAUGACGACUCGGAACAAACUCCAGCAUUUUCGGACAAGGCACCAGGUCAACCGAAGAAGGGAUCGAAGCCUUCGCCCAAGGCAGACAAAGAGAGCGAUGCUUCAAAUGCUCCAGAAGAGCCACAACAGAGUCCUAAGAAGUUUGAAAAGGAUUCUGGAAAGCCCAAGUCUGAUUCAAAGUCUCCUGUGAAGCCAAAUGAAUCAGAAGAUCCUCAAUCAGAUGACCAGGAAGAUGAUGACGACUCGGAACAAACUCCAGCAUUUUCGGACAAGGCACCAGGUCAACCGAAGAAGGGAUCGAAGCCUUCGCCCAAGGCAGACAAAGAGAGCGAUGCUUCAAAUGCUCCAGAAGAGCCACAACAGAGUCCUAAGAAGUUUGAAAAGGAUUCUGGAAAGCCCAAGUCUGAUUCAAAGUCUCCUGUGAAGCCAAAUGAAUCAGAAGAUCCUCAAUCAGAUGACCAGGAAGAUGAUGACGACUCGGAACAAACUCCAGCAUUUUCGGAUAAGGCACCAGGUCAACCGAAAAAGGGAUCGAAGCCUUCGCCCAAGGCAGACAAAGAGAGCGAUGCUUCAAAUGCUCCAGAAGGGUCAAAGCAGAGUCCUAAGAAGUAUGAUAAUGAUUCUGGAAAGCCCAAGUCCAAUUCAAAGUCUCCUGUGAAGCCAAAUGAAUCAGAAGAUCCUCAAUCAGAUGACCAGGAAGAUGAUGACGACUCGGAACAAACUCCAGCAUUUUCGGAUAAGGCACCAGGUCAACCGAAGAAGGGAUCGAAGCCUUUGCCCAAGGCAGACAAAGAGAGCGAUGCUUCAAAUGCUCCAGAAGAGUCACAGCAGAGUCCUAAGAAGUAUGAUAAUGAAUCUGGAAAGCCCAAAUCUGAUGCAAAGUCUCCUGUGAAGCCAAAUGAAUCAGGAGAUCCUCAAUCAGAUGACCAGGAAGAUGAUGACGACUCGGAACAAACUCCAGCAUUUUCGGACAAGGCACCAGGUCAACCGAAGAAGGGAUCGAAGCCUUCGCCCAAGGCAGACAAAGAGAGCGAUGCUUCAAAUGCUCCAGAAGAGCCACAACAGAGUCCUAAGAAGUUUGAAAAGGAUUCUGGAAAGCCCAAGUCUAAUUCAAAGUCUCCUGUGAAGCCAAAUGAAUCAGAAGAUCCUCAAUCAGAUGACCAGGAAGAUGAUGACGACUCGGAACAAACUCCAGCAUUUUCGGAUAAGGCACCAGGUCAACCGAAAAAGGGAUCGAAGCCUUCGCCCAAGGCAGACAAAGAGAGCGAUGCUUCAAAUGCUCCAGAAGGGUCAAAGCAGAGUCCUAAGAAGUAUGAUAAUGAUUCUGGAAAGCCCAAGUCUAAUUCAAAGUCUCCUGUGAAGCCAAAUGAAUCAGAAGAUCCUCAAUCAGAUGACCAGGAAGAUGAUGACGACUCGGAACAAACUCCAGCAUUUUCGGAUAAGGCACCAGGUCAACCGAAGAAGGGAUCGAAGCCUUUGCCCAAGGCAGACAAAGAGAGCGAUGCUUCAAAUGCUCCAGAAGAGUCACAGCAGAGUCCUAAGAAGUAUGAUAAUGAAUCUGGAAAGCCCAAAUCUGAUGCAAAGUCUCCUGUGAAGCCAAAUGAAUCAGGAGAUCCUCAAUCAGAUGACCAGGAAGAUGAUGACGACUCGGAACAAACUCCAGCAUUUUCGGACAAGGCACCAGGUCAACCGAAGAAGGGAUCGAAGCCUUCGCCCAAGGCAGACAAAGAGAGCGAUGUUUCAAAUGCUCCAGAAAAGCCACAACAGAGUCCUAAGAAGUAUGAUAAUGAUUAUGGAAAGCACAAGUCUGAUUCAAAGUCUCCUGUGAAGCCAAAUGAAUCAGAAGAUCCUCAAUCAGAUGACCAGGAAGAUGAUGACGACUCGGAACAAACUCCAGCAUUUUCGGAUAAGGCACCAGGUCAGCCGAAGAAGGGAUCGAAACCAUCGCCCAAGGCAAACAACGAUGGAAAACUUUCUGAAACGCAGCAGGCCCCUAAGAAUGUACCCACAAUCGGGUCUCGUAGUGAUAUAUUUGAUGCGGAGGAUUCGGACACAAAGAAUGAUCAGACAAAAUCAUCCAAGCCGAGAGAUAGUGUUCCACCACCAACCGCAAAGUCACCAAGACCAAACCCAUCAAAACCAAAUGCUCCACAGAAACCAUCUGUAAGGAGAGAUCCUGUAGUAGCUUUGUUGACUGGAUCUUUACCUACUCCGCCAUUUGAGGAAGAAUCGCCAUUUUCUGACAAAGUGAAACCAAGUGAUUCAAACGAUGGUUUGGGUGCAAUCAGUAGAGUGCUACCGGUCAUGCAUGGUUCGAUCAGACCGGAUCCAUCGCCUGCAAACAGUGAUAAACCGACACAAUCCUCUCUUAACAACGAUCUGUACGAUGAGGUAGAUGCCGACGAAGAACCUGACACGGUUGAUGUGGAAAAUAUGAACGACAAGAAUAAGGACGAAGCAACUGAUUCCGCUCAUCCCAAUUCUGAUGCCGGAAAUUAUUUUGAGAUCAUACUGAAGCUACCCGUCGAUGUCCUGCUCCGAUCACCCAGCUCCCAGGAAGAGACGAAGGCUGAUGAUUUGAAGUCAAGCUGCCGAUCGGAUGAAUCAUCGCCCAGUAAAGAAUCCAGAGUGCAUGAUAUUGUGCUGAACAUGCUCAGGAGUGCCAUUAUGCAAAGAAGUGACCAGGCUGCGGCUGUAAAGGACGCCCCUGCUAAGCCUAGCCUGGGCAAAGCGUUCAACUACGACGAAUUGCAGCCACCGAAGAAGGAUUCAAAGUUUACGGAGCGAGUGCCGGCAGAUAGUGUUAAUGCGUAUCUGCCAAAGACAGACAACCGACCCCGCUCGGAUGCAAGGGUACCCAAACGGGGAAAAGCUGAACAGAAUGGACCAUCAGCGAAUAAGCGUCCCAUUCCGCCUCGUUUCGUGGCUACUAAUCGCCAAUCUUAA
Anopheles aquasalis is the source of this 4932-nucleotide messenger RNA. Its product is annotated as surface protein-like. The record is from RefSeq and is a predicted model, not a curated record. NCBI's taxonomy places the organism in Eukaryota, Metazoa, Arthropoda, Insecta, Diptera, Culicidae.